AGGACGACCGAAUCUCUCUGUAUGCACACACACACUCAAUGAAAAGUCCGGGUUGUGAACUGCAAACCUUGUCAAAACAGUCAGCAAAACGGAAUGUUGUUUCAGUAUCCCGCUUUUAUUCACGCGUGAUUCUCGAAGACUCGAAUACACCGCACUGUGGAUUUUUACUCGCUUUACGGGUGAUUUCUCCUCCGCAUCUGAGAUUUGUCUUUGUCACAUCUGCAAAGGACCGCUAACAGAGCUGUUAUGUGUAACAGAGCUGGUAUGUGUUAUAUGGACACGUUUAACGGAUAUGUUUUGGAUACAGUAUGAUGAAGCCUGACACGGACAGUCUGGGGAGAUUUACACAUUUUCAUCACUAAACCUUUACCUGGAUCUUUUUUUCGCGUGUCUUAUUAAAACAUUAAACGCGGUCAACAGUAAACCGUCAGGAUGUGUACCGUUUUUAACAAUAACAGAGGAUAGCAGCGGUGUAUUGCCAUAUUUCGUACGGCGUGAGAGCGCAACAUGUAUUUCCUGCCUGAAUCCUGCAUGCACAGACAAUGUAUAGCCUACAGGAAGAGAGAGGCACGAUAACAGACUGUAUCAGGCCUCCGAUCACGAUCACGUCUAAUUUCUCCAUUUAACCUGCCUAAAGGCUUUCAUUUCAUUUAUCACAGCGUGUCAUGUCGAUCUGGGCAGGAGAAUCUCGUUCGGUGGUCGCAUUGCUUCCUUCCUGAUGCCUGAUGUUCUUCAUCCAUGCAAGGAUUCACCAUGGAAACCCAGAGUGAGCUCUGGUGGACACACAGACUGGACCCUGGACUGGAAAAACAGAGCCAGAUGAAUUCGUAAACGGCUUCUUUACCCUUUGAUAUUAUUCAUAUUUGGCAACUUGUUAAGACAAAGUCAUAAAGCUGUUGUCAUUUGCUUGAGAACCGCAUCCCAAGUGCCAAAGCGUCUCUAGAAGACCAAGAGGUGCUGGCAGAUGCCCAUGCCGUACAGUACAGAGAACAUGCAAACAAGAUCUGCUUCAAUGUCUAAACAUGCAGUGCAUGACAAUCACGUUGCGACUUUAGAUCUGAUCAGCGUACAUCUCAGGUUCAGACAUUUGUGGACACAUUUUAAAGACAUUCAAGCAAGCAAGCACAUGUUUUUUGAACAUAUGCUACGUUAAAGAGGACAAAACCCUGCAAAAAAAUCCUUGUUCAGUACUUAUUACAUUCAGACCUCGACAAUGCCUCGGAACCGGGCCUUUUCGGAGCCGGAGUAUUCUGCUGAAUAUUCGGCGGACUGUUCGGUCACCCUGCCCUCUGACCCUGGUCAAGCCGUGGGACGAACCCACGAGGUGACCGUGCGCAGUUCCGGCUGCUGCCUGUGUUUGCCGCGGUUCAUGCGGCUAACCUUUGCUCCUGACUCUCUGGAGAACCUCUACCAGACCUAUUUCCGCCGCCAACGGCAUGAAACCCUGCUGGUGUUGGUGGUUUUUGCGGCCCUUUUUGACUGCUAUGUCAUUGUGAUGUGCGCUGUGGUUUAUACCAGCGACAAACUGGCAUCUGUGGUCGUGGCAUCGGUGGGACUGGCCGCAGACGUGGUACUUUACUUGUUGUGUCGGUACGGCCUGCUCCCUGACCGCGUGUCACGUCGCCUGGUGCCCUAUGCCCUCUGGCUUCUCAUAGCAGCCCAGAUUUUCUGUUACCUAGGAUUGAACUUUGCCCGCUUCCACCAGCCCAGCGACACUGUAGGCUGGCAGGCCUUUUUUAGCUUUUCCUUCUUUUUGACACUGCCGCUCCGGCUAACUCCUAUAGUGCUCAUCACAGCCGUUUCCUGUGGGGUGCACACCCUGGUGUUGGGUGUCACCAUCGCACAGCAGCAGCAGGAGGACAUUCAGGGGGCAGCUCUCGGAAGACAGUUGCUGGCCAACAUUGUGAUAUACUCAUGUACCAUCACAGUGGGCGUCAUGUCGUACUACAUGGCUGACCGCAAACACCGCAAAGCCUUUCUAGAGACCCGACAGUCCCUGGAGGUGAAGCUGAACCUGGAGGAGCAGAGUCAGCAGCAGGAGCGUCUCCUGCUGUCCAUCCUGCCCAAGCACAUCGCAGAUGAGAUGCUUCAAGACAUGAAGAAAGAAGCCAGUCAGAAAGAGAUGCAGCAGUUCAACACCAUGUACAUGUAUCGGCACGAGAACGUCAGUAUUUUGUUCGCAGACAUUGUGGGCUUCACACAACUCUCCUCGUCCUGUAGUGCACAGGAAUUGGUUAAGUUGCUCAACGAAUUGUUUGCCCGGUUCGACAAGCUAGCUGCUAAAUACCACCAAUUGAGGAUUAAGAUCCUUGGCGACUGCUAUUACUGUAUUUGUGGCCUUCCAGAUUACCGUGACGACCAUGCGGCCUGCUCGAUAAGGAUGGGCUUGGCUAUGGUUGAGGCGAUUUCAUACGUUCGAGAGAAGACGCAGACGGAUGUCGACAUGCGUGUCGGCGUUCAUUCUGGGACAGUCUUGGGCGGCGUGCUCGGCCAGAAGCGCUGGCAAUACGACGUGUGGUCAACUGAUGUCACAGUGGCCAAUAAGAUGGAGGCUGGAGGAAUUCCAGGGCGAGUCCACAUCUCCCAGAAUACCCUUGAGUGUCUGCAUGGAGAGUUUGAUGUGGAGCCAGGGAACGGUGGAGAUCGCUGCGAGUACCUGAAGGAGAGGGGCAUUGAGACCUACUUGGUGGUGGUUCCCAAGGGACCUGUGGGCAAGAAUGGCAUCAGUGGAGUAAAGCUUUCGGUGACGUCAUCUAAUGGUAAUUCUCCACUACUGAUCAACACUACGGAGUGUAAUGGGAGCGUCCACACGGCAUGUACCACACCAGAGGAGCCAGAGGAACUGGACACACGGGUGGUGAACCCCUCGUUUCCUAACCCGAGGCGUCGCUUGCGUCUGCGUGAUCUGGCUGAAAGGGUGAUAGAUGCCCAGGAGAACGAACAGGAGCUCAAUAAACUCCUCAAUGAAGCGCUUCUAGAAAGAGAGACAGUACAAGCGCUUAAAGGCAAGUACACAAAUCGACUGUCCCUGCGUUUCACGGACCCAGAGCUGGAGACGAGGUUCUCUGUAGAGAAGGAGAAACAGAGUGGUGCAGCGUUCAGCUGCUCGUGUGUGGUGCUGCUCUUCACUGCGAUCAUGGAAGCACUCAUCGACCCCUGGCUGGUGGCAAACUAUGUGACUCUGGCCGUGGGGGAAGUCUUGCUUCUUAUUCUCACUAUCUGUUCACUAGCAGCAAUUUUUCCACGGGUUUUUCCAAAGAGAUUGGUGUCGUUCUCCACUUGGAUUGAUCACACACGCUGGGCCCGCAACACUUGGGCCAUGGCAGCCAUCUUCAUAGUCACAAUGGCAGACAUAAUAGAUAUGUUAAGUUGUCGGCCACCCUCUAGUGAUGCGACCGAGGUCACUCCGGUCACACCAGUAACCAGGGGCUGUCUGGAGAAUCCUAAAUACUACAGCUACAUCGCAGUUCUGGCCCUCAUCGCAACCACCAUGUUGGUGCAGGUCAGCCACAUGGUCAAACUGACCCUCAUGCUACUGAUCACAGUAGCUACAGGUGUGGUUAACAUCUACAGCUGGAGGGACAUCUUUGAUGCGUAUGAUCUGUCUCGUUUUAAAGAGUACAGGAUUUAUCUUGUGCCCUCCAAAUACACCAUGAGUGUGAUGAUCUUCAUCAUGAUGGUUAGCUUCUACUACUUCUCGCGACACGUCGAGAAGCUCGCACGCACGCUGUUCCUGUGGAAGAUUGAAGUGCACGAGCAGAAGGAGAAGGUGUACGAGAUGAGACGUUGGAAUGAGGCUCUGGUCACAAAUAUGCUUCCGGAGCAUGUUGCCAGACACUUCCUGGGCUCCAAGAAAAGAGAUGAGGAGCUCUACAGCCAGUCCUAUGAUGAGAUUGGAGUCAUGUUUGCAUCCAUACCAAACUUCUCUGAUUUCUACACGGAGGAAAGCAUCAACAACGGGGGGAUUGAGUGUCUGAGGUUCCUCAAUGAAAUAAUUUCCGACUUUGACAGUCUUUUAGAUGAGCCGCAGUUUCGCUGUAUAACCAAGAUUAAGACUAUUGGCAGCACGUACAUGGCAGCAUCAGGAGUCACUUCAGACAACAACACCAACGGUUAUGCCUGUGUGAAGAAAGAAGAGAUUUCAGACAGGGAACGUUGGCAGCACUUGGCCGAUCUGGCCGAUUUCGCUCUGGCCAUGAAGGUGACGCUGAUGAACAUCAACUACCAGUCCUUCAAUAACUUCAUGCUCCGCAUCGGGUUGAAUAAAGGAGCCGUUUUGGCUGGAGUUAUCGGGGCCCGUAAACCUCAUUUUGACAUCUGGGGAAACACUGUGAAUGUCGCCAGUCGCAUGGAGUCCACAGGGGUGAUGGGAAACAUCCAGGUGGUGGAGGACUGCUACUCCAUCUUGAAGGACUAUGGCUUCCGCUUUGUGAGAAGGGGGCCAAUAUUUGUGAAAGGGAAAGGAGAGCUGCUCACCUAUUUCCUAAAGGGACGAGAAAAACAAGGCUCCUUCAUUAACGGCUCCUUCGUCACCCUGCCGCACCAAGUGGUGGACAGCUCUUGACCAACACGCGCACACGCACACACACACACACACACACACACACACUGUCUUACAAGAAACUCCACUUUCUCUUGCACACUCCACAUCAUACCUCCUCCGCUGUACUCCAGUUAUUAGUACUUUCAAAUGUGUUUUCUGUAUUUAUUAGACUGAGGAAAGAAAUUUUCGAUGGCAAACGAGAAAGCCUUUCUGUUCAUACAAGAGAAAUAAUAUAUUAUAUAAUGUUAUGAAGCAUUGACAAACAAGAAUGAGUAAAACGAAACACGAAUUGAAUAGGUUGCUGAAGGGAGUUUUUGUUAUUUUAAACUACACGAAGAAAACCGAGUAAACACGAUUAACUUCGCUGUAUAUUUUACACUGAGCUGCUCAAAAUGAACCGUCGAAUGACUAAAUUCUUUGUUUUAUUUACAAAAUCCAUUAUUAUUUAAGAAUUGCAGAUUAUCCUUAAGGUCCCAAUUGUAUCUGAAUGUUGUUUGAAAUCUCUGAAUGCCUGUGUAGACAACUGCCUUUUUCACAAGUUUGCGUGUGUGUAUACAGCAAGCAUGAGUAUGUGUUUUUAGUGUAUUUGUAAGUUUUGUCACCUUAGUCUGUUGUCACCUUUGUCACUUUUUAUUUUUAUGUCAGUUUAUAAUGGACGUACAGUGGAAUGCAAAUGUCUGAGACCGAACUGACAAUCUGGAGAUAAAGUUUUAAAUUAUAAGGAUUUAAAACAAGGGAUGUAGAUGGAUGAUGUAAAAUGAAUAAUUAAUAUUUCGGAAUUUGCAAGUAAAAUUAUUAUUACAAAAUAUUUAAUUCAUAUUGUAAUGAUUAUAAAAUAAUAUUUCAAGGUCCAGUUUGCUUGUUUCCAUUAAAGCACAUGUGAAGUUCUUUGGAUGUUUCACCAGUCAAACCUACAGAGUCCCUGAAAAAUGCAGAGAAGCGUUUUCACUUGUGGUUUCAGACUUUUGGACCCCACUGCAUGUUGUUUUAGUAAGUGUUACUCAUGUGCCAAAUAGAAGCCACUUUAUGCAUCAGUCUGUGGUACUCUGAGGAGAUGUGCAGAAUGGGUUUAUGAGUAUCACUGUGAACGGGUUCAUCAUGCGUGUCUGAAAUAUCUCUGCACUACAUUCAUAGGCAGUAUUGCAGUAAUGGAGGAUUCUUAGAUCAGAAAAGAUUCCUAACUGUGUCUUUCCUGGAAUAUUAGAUGUGCAAUAGUUCAUUCUUUAAUAGCAUUCUUAUCUCGAGUACAAUUUUGCAAAAAACCUUCUCUCCCAACAAGUCAUAUUUUUAUAUUAUGAUUGUAAAAGUUCUAGUUAAAGGGUAUUGUAUAAUGAGAUGGACAUCAGGAUGGGUCUGUGUGUUUGGCCAAACAGUUUAUUUAUUCUAAAUGUCAGGGAUGUUCCGUAUGUGCAGCAGAACUAGCGUUUGUUUUUGACUUUCAUGGGUUAAAAUGGUUUAUGAGAGCAUGACAUUGUGGCCGGUCUCUGUGGUUUGAUGCAGGGUUUUGCUAAAAUUUGAUAUUUUUGAAUUAUCCUUAGAUAUGAAAUAAAAUGGCACUUUGAAUGAUAUGUUACCUAAAUUGGUUUCUGUUUGAUUAUUUUAACCUCUUUGUGUAUUUCAUCUAGUUAUAACAAAACAGUUUAUUCAUGAAAAAGCAAAACGUCUUUUCCUCCACAUGAAUUUUAACCUUUCAUGCAGAGAGGUCACUACAGUGAAAAGCAAUCAAAAAGCCAUUUAUUUUGUAUGGUUCUGUUUUGAUGGUGUAGUUGCACAUCAACCACUACAGGGGGAACACGUGCAUCACCCUAUGCACUUUCACCUCUUCAGAUGUUCACUAAAAUGAAAAUAAAAAGUGGUAGGUGAAAAUAUGUGUGAGAAAUCCUCAAAUGCCCUUAGAGCAAUUUUUUUCACAAUUCAUGCAGAAAAAGUUAGUUCCAGGGUUUUUUCAUAAUCACCACACUGUAAUUCUGUAAUCACCACUGAAAUUCGUUUAAUUCACCAAACAGUUCUCGACCCCCAAUUGACUACCAUAGUAGGAAAAAAUGCCCCAGAGCUGUUUGCUGUCCUACAUUUUUGAAAAUGUCUUCAUUUGUGUUCAACAGAACAAAAAAAAUGAUAAAGUAAUUUCUAUGGGAGUCGAGAUCUGUUUGGUUAUAAGCAUUCUUCCAAAUACCUUUCUCUGCGUUUACAAAGAAACAAAGAAAAAGUGAGGUAACUCAUUCUUAUUUCUUUCAACUCCUCUGAGUCAAAAUCUUUAAACCUAUAAAUACGUCUCACCCGAUUUGGAUAAAGUUUUUCAAAGAAAACAUCUCUAAUAUACAUUUAUAAUCGCUAAUCGAAUAGCACCAAGAUGGUAAAGAAAAUGUCACAGAAUAGUGUAAAAGAACUCGUUUGAGCAUUAACAACAUGCUUUGAGGUAUGGCUUACAACUGUAUAAAACUCUUUAGGGUGAAAUGCAACCUCGUGUUUUAAACAGAAGUCAUUGUAAUUAAGAAUAUUUCCAUAACUAUCCAGUAAUGA
Messenger RNA from Triplophysa rosa, 7063 nucleotides. It is a transcript of the gene adcy3a, whose product is annotated as adenylate cyclase 3a. Gene Ontology annotation, cellular component: plasma membrane. Lineage: Eukaryota; Metazoa; Chordata; Actinopteri; Cypriniformes; Nemacheilidae. Gene Ontology annotation, molecular function: adenylate cyclase activity. The coding region runs from base 1214 to 4564 and encodes 1116 amino acids. Gene Ontology annotation, biological process: cAMP biosynthetic process; adenylate cyclase-activating G protein-coupled receptor signaling pathway; intracellular signal transduction. The record is from RefSeq and is a predicted model, not a curated record. The transcript is spliced from 20 exons.